AAGGAGGAUGGAGUGGUUGAUGGUGUCAAAGGCUGCACUGAGGUCGAGUAGUGUCAGGAUGUUGAGGGAGUGGUCAUCAGAGGACAGGAGGAGGUUGCUGGUGACUUUGAUCAGGGCGGUUUCUGUGCUGUGAUCUGACUCACCGAGUCAUCAAUAUUGAGAUACCUGCAGAGUGUGGCUAUGACUCAGCAACGCUCAACAACAUGGUUGACUGGUUAUCUAACACAGGAGCUUUAUCAAGCCACAUAUUUUGGAUAUUUGUAAAACUUGAAUGAUUCAUAAGCAACAGGGUUGCUCAUCUCAUUGGUACUGAACAUUGUUUACAGGUUUGUGAAAUAUCCAGAUUAACCAGGGAAUUGUUUCUGUAAAGCACAGCGCAUUGAGUUACGGUAUUCAUUUACUUAAAAAUAAUUUUGUUUUCUUAAACCGACAGGCAUCAACUUCAGCUACUAAAGUGGAACUUUCCGAGCUCAAAAUGGCGAAAUCAGCAGCUGCACCUGAACUCAGGAUUGCACUUAUUGGAAAAAAACAGAAUGAAAAGACAAAACUAACCAACUUCAUCACUGGAAAAACAGAUCGUUCCCAUCCAACAAAGUCCACGCAAGUUGCACAUUUCAACAGCGAGUGGAGGAAAAAACCCCUGACAGUAGUGAAGAUGGCAGACGUCUUCAGUCUGCCGGUGAAUCAAAUGAGACACAAGAUGAAGAUGUGUGUCGCUGAAUGCCCUCCUGGACCAAAUGCUCUGCUGCUGUUAGUGAAGCCCUCUGACUUCACUGAGCAGGACCGACUAAAACUCAAGUUCAUCAUGAACUUCUUUGGACAAGAUGCUUUUAAAUACGCAAUGGUCAUCAUAACAGAACAUGAUAAGAUAUGGAAUUCCUCACUUAAUCAACUCCUCGAAGACUGCGAACAAAGGCAGCAUAGAAUGAUCUUUGAGGGAAAUGGUUUUCCUCAUUGUGAUCGUCAAGAAUUGAUGGAGGACAUUGAGGACAUAGUGGAUGAAAACAGGGGACGAUAUUUAACCUUUGAUCAAGAAAGUGAUACCAUUGUUACACCUGUUUGUGAGAAACCCCCUCUAAACCUGGUGUUGUGUGGGAGACAUGGAGCCUGGAAGACUUCAAUGGCUGAAGCCAUUCUGGGACAAAGAAAGUUCGGUCAAUCUGUUGACUCAUCAGAGUGUGUUAAACAUCAGGGAGACGUGUGUGGACGUUGGGUUUCUGUGGUGGAGCUGCCUGCCUUGUAUGGAAAACCUCAGGAGGCAGUGAUGAAGGAAUCACUCAGGUGUAUCUCCCUCUUUGAUCUUGAGGGCAUCCAUGUCUUCUUCCUGGUCCUACCUGUGGGUGCCCAAAGUGAGGAAGACAAGAAAGAGUUGGAGACCAUCCAGAAGACUUUUGGCUCUAGAGUCAAUGAUUUCAGCAUGGUUCUUUUUACUGUGGAGGCCAAUCCCAACUCUCUAAAAGUAGAGAGGUCUCUACAGGAAAACAGAGACAUCCAAGAGCUCCUCCAGAGCUGUGGUGGACAAUAUCUUGUCUGCGACAUCAAGGACAAGCGGCAGGUCUCUGAAGUUUUACGUAGAGUAGAAAACAAGGGAGUUGUGGGAUGCAGAGGAUUCACCAAAGAAAUGUUUCCCGAGCUUCCAAAGAAUCGGGUUAGAAGACAUGUAACAAAUGCAGAUAGUUAUCAGAGUGGAGAGUUUCAAAGGAUGGCGCCGAAUACAAUGUCUCUCAGAAAAUCAGAAGGACACUCUGUCAGGACGGGGCCGAGAAUAAUGUUUCCUAGGAAGAAGCGUCUCUCAGUGUCUCUCAGGAUUGAGCCGAUUAGAGAGACUUCCAGAAUGGAGCAGAGUAGAGAGACUUCGAGGAUCGAGUCGAGUAGAGAGUGUCUCAGGAUGGUACUGAUUGGGAAGACUGGUUGUGGAAAGAGUGCUACUGGAAACACCAUUUUGGACACAGAUUGCUUUCAUUCUCAAGUUUCUCAAAUAUCGGUGACCAAGCUUUGCCAGAAAGUAACCGGGGAGAUUGAUGGGCGUCCUGUCGCUGUGGUCGACACCCCCGGCUUGUUUGACACCACUCUGAGUAACGACAACAUUAAACAGGAGCUUGUGAAAUGCGUCACCCUGUUGUCUCCUGGACCUCAUGUGUUCUUACUGGUGCUGCAGAUCGGUCGCUUCACACAAGAGGAGAAAGACACUGUGGAACUGAUCAAGGAGUUUUUUGGCAAGGAGUCAGAAGACUUCAUCAUUGUUUUAUUCACCAGAGGAGAUGAUCUUGACAACACAACAAUUGAGAGUUUCAUAGGAAAUGAUCCUGAGGACCCCUUAAAGAAACUGACAACUGAAUGCGGAGGAAGAUACCACGUCUUCAACAACAACGAUAAAGAGAAUCGUUCCCAAGUCAGCCAGCUUCUGACCAAGGUUGAGUCAAUGAUAAGGAGAAACGGAGGUCGCCACUUCAGCUCAGAUAUGUUCCAAGGAGCUGAGGAAGUCAGACUAAAGGAGAUAGAGAAGCAGCUGAGGGUCCUCGAAAGAAAACAUCAAGAAGAAGUGACGAGGAUAACUUUAAGGCUUGAAGAAGAAAGAGAAGAGAGAUCCAAAGAACAGGAGGAACACCAAAAAAAGAUGGAGGAUAUGGAGAGGGAGAGAGAAAGAGGAAAGAGAGAAGAGGAAAGGAACAGGAAGCAGCAGGAGGAAGUCCAACUACACCAGUGGGAAGAGAAACUUAAAACUCUGGAGGAAAAACUACAAUACGUAUCAGAAAUAAAUGCUCGUGCUGACUGGGCGUCAAUACUACAGGCUAGAGAAGAAAUGAGAAAAGGACGAGAGAGUUGGGAGCAGGAAAGAAAGGAAUGGUGGACGAAACGAUAUCAAGAAGAACAACAGAGACAGGAGGAGAAAAGAAAAGAAGAAGAUGAAAUCAGAAGAGAAGAUGAGGAAAGAGAAUGUAAAGAGUCACAAGAACUCUAUGACAUGAACAUGGAGCAAAUCAGGAUGGAAAAUGAAGUGGCCAGAAUGCAAGCUGAAGAAUUCAAUGAAUACAGUGAAAGUUACAUAAUGGAUGUUUUAGCUGAGAUGGAAAAGCGUGAAAAGGAAAUGGAGGAUCUGAAGGAGAGGCAACAAAACCAAAAUGAGUUGAUAAUAAAACAGCUUGGCAGAAACAAAGUCUACCAGAAAGACAUCAAGAUAUUGAAGAAAAAACAGAAAGAAGAAAUGAAGGAGCUGAAGACGCAACUCUUUCUCAACAACACAGAUCAUCUGAUCAAAGAAAUUAAUGAUCUAGAGAAGAAACAUGAGGCUGAAAUAAAUGUCUGGAUAGAAACACACAUGAACAAAGCCACACGAGACAAGGCGUGUUCCAUUUUAUGAGAGUUUUCUCUAACAGCAGCACAGUUUCAGCUGCAAAUCUGUGACUUUUUGGUUCGAGUGAGAUUUAAUUUGUUCUUGGUAUUGAACUGAUGUGUACUGAUGGUCUACAUCAUGUUCUUCAGAUACCUGUACUUCAUUUAACCAAUGUCUGACAUGAAAAAACAAUCACACAACAAAUGUAUAGUUGUAAGUACAAAUGUCUGAGAACAGUUAACACAUCUAUGGUCAGUGCACAGAAUGUCUGACUUUAGGUACUUUGACUGUAAAAGCUUAUUACCUUUAACUUUAUGCGUGUUUAUGUAAAGUUCAGUGCAUCAGUGAUGACACUAGACAACUCUUAUCAGAUGCAUGUUAUAAUGUGAACUAGAAGGACUUUGUUUUUAGUCAGAUAAAACUUUUAAACUGAUAGUUAACUAUUUUACUUUUAAGGCACAGGCACAGUAAAUGAAGGCAUAAAAGACAUAAUUAAGUUGUUUUUUUUACAAGGAAUGUCUAUUUUUUCCUUAUGUUUUCAUUGCAGUCAUAAAAUGUAACCAUGUAAACAUCCAUGCUCACACUGUAAAUAUGUUUUUUCUUAUUCUUUUGUUCAGUUGUCUUUAUAAUUACUAGGGUCAAUACUCAAUUUGUCAUCAUAUUUUAGGAAAGUUAAGAUGCCGUUAAUUAGCCAUUAAGAAUGUUUCUCCUCUGCACAAUCUGCAAGUUUACUCUCUUGUUUCUAGUAAGCACACUCCACAAUUUAAAGAAUGUAGGAGGUAUGUAUGUAUGAAAAACCACAAGCUUGUUCUUUCGUGUGAACUUCCUGCUGUGGACAAGUUUGACCAGUUUCCCUGUUUACAGCCAACGCUGUGCAGCACGAACGACUUUGCUUUGUUGGAGCACUUUUUGUCCCGUGAUUGUACUUUUCUAUAUUAUAUUGUACUUUUUAUUAAAGAUAAAUCUGUGACAACAGAUUUCUAUCUUUUUAUGUGUGUUUGUGUUUCUAUUGUU
Molecule: messenger RNA, 4348 nt
Organism: Anarrhichthys ocellatus (wolf-eel)
Lineage: Eukaryota; Metazoa; Chordata; Actinopteri; Perciformes; Anarhichadidae
Product: GTPase IMAP family member 8-like
Exons: 2
Coding region: 476-3361 (961 amino acids)
Molecular function (GO): GTP binding
Source: RefSeq, a predicted model, not a curated record